Messenger RNA from Patella vulgata (common limpet), 7366 nucleotides. Its product is annotated as kinesin heavy chain. The record is from RefSeq and is a predicted model, not a curated record. The coding region runs from base 308 to 3238 and encodes 976 amino acids. Gene Ontology annotation, biological process: microtubule-based movement; mitotic spindle organization. NCBI's taxonomy places the organism in Eukaryota, Metazoa, Mollusca, Gastropoda, Patellidae. Gene Ontology annotation, molecular function: microtubule motor activity; ATP binding; microtubule binding. The transcript has 25 exons.
UGCGAUCAAGAUGGCCGGUAUUGAGAAAUUUAUUCCAUAAACACGGGAAAGAUAUCUGUAAAAUAUUGUAGCUUGUGUGGUGAUCUACAAUUAUCAAACCCGGUAAAUAAUAGCUCGAGGUUUGAGGGAAGUAUUUAAUACAAGGUUAAACGAGCUGGAGGCAUCCAUUUUGUGCUGACGGCCUGAAUUCGAAGGCAGACAGAACAAUGAUUUGAAUCUGUCUUGGCUCGGUGUUGUAUUUUUAGACAAAUUUUCUACAUCUGUCGCGAUCAAAUAUUGGUGUGCGAUUGACUAAAAAACUCUCACAAUGGCAGACACAAUACCUCCUGCGUCCGACGCAGAAUGCAAUAUUAAAGUAGUGUGUCGUGUUCGGCCAUUAAACAGUUCAGAAGAAAAGGCAGGCAGUAAAUUUGUCCUGAAAUUUCCAACUGAUGACUCCAUAUCUUGUGGGGGUAAAGUUUUUGUAUUUGAUAAAGUUUUAAAACCCAAUGUUACACAAGAACAUGUUUACACAGUGGCUGCUAAACCUAUUGUUGCUGAUGUACUCGGUGGUUAUAAUGGAACUAUUUUUGCGUAUGGUCAAACUUCCAGUGGUAAAACACAUACCAUGGAGGGUAUUUUACAAAAUGAUUAUAUGGCUGGUAUUAUACCUAGAAUUGUUAAUGAUAUAUUUAAUUAUAUUUAUGGUAUGGAUGAAAAUCUCGAAUUCCAUAUUAAGGUUUCCUAUUUUGAAAUUUAUAUGGACAAAAUCAGAGAUCUCUUAGACAUAACUAAAACCAAUCUAGCUGUCCAUGAAGAUAAAAAUAGAGUUCCCUUUGUAAAAGGAUGCACAGAGAGAUUUGUAUCAAGUCCAGAAGAGGUGAUGGAGACCAUAGAUGAUGGUAAAGCUAACAGACAUGUGGCUGUUACUAAUAUGAAUGAACAUAGUUCAAGAAGUCAUAGUGUAUUUCUAAUCCAUGUUAAACAAGAAAAUAUAGAAACUGAGAAAAAACUCCAUGGUAAAUUAUAUCUAGUCGAUUUAGCUGGCAGUGAAAAGGUCAGUAAAACAGGAGCUGAAGGAGCUGUUUUAGAUGAGGCGAAAAAUAUUAAUAAAUCUUUAUCAGCUUUGGGAAAUGUCAUCUCCGCACUCGCUGAUGGCAAUAAAUCUCAUGUACCAUAUCGAGAUAGUAAACUGACCCGUAUUUUACAAGAGAGUUUAGGAGGAAAUGCUAGAACCACCAUGAUUAUCUGUUGUUCACCAGCCUCCUAUAAUGAGUCAGAAACCAAGUCAACAUUAUUGUUUGGUCAACGAGCUAAGACUAUUAAGAAUGUUGUGAGUGUUAAUGAAGAAUUAACAGCUGAUGAAUGGAAGAAGAAAUAUGAGAAAGAAAAAGAAAAGAACGGUAAACUAAGGGGAGUAAUCCAGAAACUACAGGAAGAAUUAGCCCAAUGGAGAAGUGGUGUGACUGUACCAGUUGAUGAACAGAUUGAUGCUAAGACAGCUACAGCAGUAGAAUUAGAUACACCAGUUAAUAGUGCUCCACCGAGUCUACAAGCUAGUGUUACUAAUCUUACUGAUGAUGAACGACGUCAAAUCGAAGAAGAAAAAAUGAAAUUAUAUCAACAACUAGAUGACAAGGAUGAAGAAAUCAACAAUCAGGCACAGUUAAUAGAAAAACUAAAAGAACAAAUGGUAGAACAAGAAGAAUUGAUCAGUCAAUGUAGAAAAGAUUAUGAAGGUGUAACACAAGAGAUGUCACGGAUUCAGGCAGACAAUGAAUCAGCUAAAGAUGAAGUGAAAGAAGUUUUACAAGCUCUUGAAGAACUCGCCAUGAACUAUGACCAGAAAUCCACAGAAGUAGAAAGUAAAAAUAAAGAUAUUGAACAGUUAUCAGAAGAAUUGUCUCAGAAAUUGAUUUCUUUAAAUACGGUUCAAUCAGAGUUUGAAACUUUAAGAGAUUCAUCGUUACAUCAGAAGAAACGUAGUUCCGAUAUGAUGCUUAGUUUAUUAAAAGAUUUAUCAGAAAUAGGUACCAUCAUUGGUGGCAGUGCUGCUGAAUCAAAGUUGAAUAUAACUUCUAGUGAGAAGAUUGAAGAAGAGUUCACAGUGGCUCGUCUUUAUAUUAGUAAAAUGAAGUCAGAGGUGAAAACACUAGCUUCCCGAAACGUAGAAUUAGAAAAUUCUCAAUCUGAGUGCAAUAAAAAAUUCGAAGAAUCCAAGACAGAAUUAUCUGACUGUAAAUUAAAGAUAGUGCAGCAUGAAGCUAAAAUUACCACAUUAAAUGAUACGAUUAAAGAUAUAGAGAGUAAGAAACGACAACUAGAAGAGAAUGUUGAUUCAUUAAAUGAAGAAAUAGCUAAACUAAGGGCACAAGAACAAAUGCAUACAACAGCCAUGUCUAAACAAGCUGAAGCAUCUAGUAAACUUCAUUCUGAGGCCCAACUCAAGGAAGCUCUUGAAGCUCAAAUGGAAAGACAUCGUGAAAAUCACCAGAAACAAUUAUCAGCGCUUCGUGAAGAUAUUUCAGAAAAACAGGGAGUUAUUGAUACAUUGAAAGAUACCAACCAGAAAUUAUCUCUGGCAUUAGAGAAACUCCAAUCAGAUUAUGAUAAACUGAAACAAGAUGAGGCCGAAAAAUCAGUGAAAUUAUCCGAACUUUCUGUCCAAAUGGAUCGACGUGAACAGGCUAAACAAGAUCUUAAAGGCUUGGAAGAAACUGUGGCCAAGGAACUUCAGACCUUACAUAAUCUACGAAAAAUAUUUGUACAGGAUCUUCAAAACCGCGUGAAGAAGUCCGCAAAUAAGAAAGAAGAUGACGAAGAAGAAGAUGCUGUAGGAAGCACCGCCCAAAAACAAAAAAUAUCUUUCCUAGAAAAUAACUUGGAACAAUUGACCAAAGUUCACAAACAGUUGGUGCGUGAUAAUGCUGACUUGCGAUGUGAAUUACCCAAAUUAGAAAAACGUCUAAGAGCAACAAUGGAAAGAGUAAAAUCAUUAGAAACUGCUCUACGAGAAGCUAAGGAAGGAGCAAUGAGAGACCGAAAGAGUGAUCAUGAUAGGUAUCAAAUGGAAGUUGAUAGAAUAAAAGAAGCUGUAAGACAGAGAAACUUGGCUAGACGAGGUCAUGCUGCACAAAUAGCUAAACCAAUCCGACCAGGACAACACCCAGGUAAUUCACCUGCUACAGGUACUGGCAUUAGAGGAGGUGGUGGUUCCCAAAAUGGUCCUAAUCCUAUUAAAAUAGAGGGCAAAGCUUAAGGAAAUUAUAUGAAGUGGACCAAGCUAGAUGCUCUGGUUAUCGUAGACUACAAGCUAUAUAUGGAUUGUUUCUCCUAUUGUAGCAUUCCGCUAUUUAACUUUAGGCUGUGUGUGGUGAUAGAUUGAUCAUUUAUUCAGCCAAUUAUUUCAUUUCAAUAAGAUUAUAAACGUGCAAAUAUUCGUACAACUUCUUUGCUUCACGGUCAUCAUUAACAUUGCCAGAAUUUCUGAACUUCAUAAUUUUAAAUUGUUUAUUUUGGUGAUGGAGUUAACAGUUUUUAAAAUGGGACUACAGUAGUGUUAAUGAAAAAAAAAAUUCAUUAUGUCUUCAGCUCGGUUAGCUUUCGAUAAUUUGAAGAAGAUUACAGAUCAUGUUCUCUGAAAAAGUUGAAACUUGGCAGUGCUUUACGUUGAAGAUGUAAAAUUUGAGAGAAUUUGUGUGCUGUGCAUAAUGAUUCCAAUAUUGUUUUGGCAAUGUUAAUAUUCAUCAGUCAUUCAUACCUCAUUUCUUGACUAGUGCAGCCAUUUCUAGCUAUUGAUGUCAUAUAUCUAGUUUUAUUACUAUAUAAAUUAUUAAUAAGUAUAUAAGCAACUGGAAUAAUGAAUUAUUUAUCCACAUUAUGUAAUAUUUAUUUCUGUCGUCCCAUUGGCUUUGCUAACCACCAUGUAAAUUUUACACCUAGCUUAAAUUUGGCUAGUGCUGAUGUUAGGAGGCCAGACCAUUUAUAUACUUUUUGUGAUUCUUUGGGUCUUAAUUGUAAUAGUAUGCUACAUUGAAAACAUUUGAUAAUUCACCAUUAGAAUUAAAUACCUUUCGGAUUAAAAACAUUACUUUGACGUUUCAGCAUAUUAUGGAUUUUCUAUUUUUAGACUUGGAAAUUUUUUUUGAAUACUAGUACAUAAUAUAAAGCCUAAAAAUAAUAACUCAGUACGUGUUUGAUUAGAUCUCCACAUGUCUAUACCCAUAUCUUUAAAUAAAUGUAGUAAUUUACAUGUGUUAACGUAUUACAGAGGAAAGCUUUUAAAACAUAUUCAAAGAUUGAAAAGAUAAUGCUUCUUAAGAGUUUUCGAAAGAAAUUAAAUUGUUUCUAUUCAAAAUCUACAUGAUCAUUGAUACUUUGAGGACAUAUUGAAAAAAAAAGAGAAAAGUUAUUAAAUAGGGAAUAUCCUUAUUCUUUCGGGAGUGAUGAAAAUAAGAGAUUGUGAAUCACCCUCAAUGAAUUCUUUGUGAAAGAUGGAAGUACUUUAUAAAAUAAAGUUAAGAGAGAAGAAUUUAUUCCUUUAUAUUCAAAGUCAUGCUUUUUUCGAAAGACUGGAAAUCUUAAAGGAUUCUAGAAGGGGGUAGAUAGAGUGUGCGAUUUGUCCUCUCAGAUUUAACUUUAAUUUAAGAACAAUUGAUGGGUUUUUAUUAACUAAUUGAAAACAAAUCAGUAAGUUUCAAUCUGUAUUAUGUUCAGUGAUUGUAAAAUAUUGUAUAUAGAUGAUUUCUUUUCAUUUUUUUUUUAUUUUUUUUUUUUAGAAAAUUUAAAGGGAAAAAAAGUUGUAAUAUGAUGAUUGAAUAUCAGUUCAUUCCUGAUCGAAAACAUAUAUUGUUGUAUAUCUUUGCUUCCCUAUUUGCUUGUAUCAUUAAAAUUUUAUAUCCAUUAAAAAAUAUAGCUUCAGGCAUGGUUCUGAUUCUUUGUUGUCUACUUACACAUAAUCAGUGUUUGAGAACUGGGUAGUAUGCCGAUAAUUUGCACUAGAGCAAAAACAUGCAUUGCACUUAAGCCAAAUAAUGCAUAAAAAUCACGUUUUUCUCUAGAGAAGAAUGUGCAUGAGACAUACUUUCAACACUGAAUAUUUUUAAGGUGAUCAGCAAGAAAUUUGGCCGUGAUGAGCUAGAUCACAUGUACUUUGAGAUUUAGGAUUUAGAAUGUCUCAAUUGGUUUGUAGAAAUGUUUUCAAGCAUAACUUGUAUGUAAAUUGAUAUCCAAUUACUAUCAUUAUAUGAUCUAUGUUGAAAUCACUGCUAUAUAUGUAAACUUUGUUCUUGUUAGUGGCCAUAUUGUUGGGCUUACUGUAGGUGUUUUGUUUUUCUGUAUGUACAUUAUUAAAUAUUUUCAAGUUCCUGUCUAAAAUCUAAUCAAUUAAAGUAUUUGAUAUGACAAUUGUGAAUGGUUUUUAAGUUGCUCGAAUUUAUGAAUUUGGUAAAUAAAAUGAAUAUGUGCUGGAAUAUUGUUUGCAAAUAUUAUACUUAAAAGGCGAUGUUCUAAUCAAAUGUUUCUCUCAAUAUGCUAUUUAUCUAUAAAUCUGUACUUGAGUAAUAUUUAUUAACACUGUGUAAUCGAUUUACUCAUAUAAACUUUGAACUUCGACUUUACUAUCAAUGUAUGUGGUGUUAUUAUAUAUAACUGCUAUAUUCUAUAAUAAUGAUUUACAAUCUUAAAACGUUGUGUACCGGUAAUAUUAUUUAUAGUCUAUGAGAAAAUUUAAGCUUAUAUACAAUGUAUUUUCACCAUUUUGAAUAGAGGACAAGCGUCCAAAAUGCAUUUAUAAUUUAUUUUGACAAAGAAUAAAAUAUGUUAAACAAAGUGUAUUUGACAUCAGUAAUUCGUUAAGAAGGAAAUGAGUAUGACUACCAGUAGCAAAGAGGUAGACAAAGUCUUAAAAAGAAAUUGAGGGAAAAACCCCCCUUAUAUCUCUAUCUUAUAGCAUUGGCUUUUGCACGCAAAGCAGAGUAUUUAAAAUUUAGAACAGGAGGGAAUAUUGUUGUUUUGUUUCAUUAGGUCUUGUUUUUUCAAAAUAAAUCCACUCAGGAAGACCGUAACUGAAAUGACAACAUGAUUGAGGUGAGGUAGCUUGAACAAAUAAGACAAAAUAUUUGUACAUUUCUGUUUAACCUUGCAUUAGAAUUGUGUCUUAUAGUAUAGUAGUCAUGAAUCUAGGUUGAUUAUGUAUCAUGUUAAUGAGGCUUUAUUAUCAAUUAAUUAAUUAAUUAUAAUUUAUACUCUUUAUUUUUAACAAUGGUGCUCUGUGUAUGAUGUUAGUCUUUCAUAUGGGAAUAAAAUAAACAGCAAAUUGUGUUGAUUAGCAUUUGACUGGAUGUUGAAAAUCCCUGCUUCUUUGUGUAAAUAUACUUUGUAUUAAAGGAGUGUGCAAGGAAGCAAGUAUUUUCAAUGAUGCAUUUAGCUCUUUGUAAUAUAGUAUUCCUUUUCCUUUCUUUAAGAGCACCAUUGUGUCUUGUACAUGUACAUGUAUUAUUUUUUUUUUUGUUAAUAUUUUUUGGUGGUAAUGUGUUAUUUAUUUUUAGGUUGUUGGAAUAUUUUAAACCAGCAGAGGAAAAGAAAAAAAAAACAUUUAAAAAUAUUCCCCCAUGUCCACUUAGUAUAAAAUAUAUAUAAAUGUAUCUCCUGCUUGUACACCUAUUCAAAAUAAAUAUUAAUUUGGAAACAUGAUAUAGAAAUAAAGCUACCCACUUGUUAUGGGCUUUAUUGUAAAAUAUAAUAUUCAUUAUUCUUUAAAGGAGUUAAAUCUCUAAUAUUUGGGACCUAGAAAUAGACACAAAGAUCACAACAUCAAUGUUGAUUUAAAUUGACAUAACAAUUCGUGUUUUCAAUGUCGAUGAUAUUGAGUUAGAGACUUAGCUACUUUAAAGUAUGAAAUAUUAAAAUGUUAGAAAUUGUGUAAUACAGUGCUAAACGAAACCAUUUUCAUACCUCAAUCAGCAUGGCUUAGAUAGAAACAUCUCAAAUAUUCUCUUAAACUGUGCACUUUUAUAUCAUUGAUAAGUAUGUAUCAGCUCCAAGAAAAAAAUUAAUGGUGGAAAGGGAAUAACAAUGACACAUAGAUUUGUACAUCUGUGAAAUAUUUAAUUAUAACAUAUACAUGUGGAUAUUACCCAAAACUGUGGCCUGGUUUUCUGAAAUAUUUUUAUUUGUAUUAGCUGUGGAGUUUAUUUUGUUGGUUGUGUCAGUGAAAGUAUAAUUUUACACAGAGUCAGCUUAAUACCAGAAGGAAAAAACUCAGUCCAUUUGUUAUAUUGUCAGCUUAGUAUAGAAAAAUUGGAGUCAUUUUUUGCUGCUAUUUGUUCAGUGUUUUACAUUGAUAAAUGUAAGCUUUACUCUGCACAAUAAAUACAUUUACAUCUAA